AUGCUUUUUUCUCAUUUUGUGAAAAUCACACUGUUUUUCAUAAUCAUCAAAUGUAUACAGGUGAUAAUUGUAUUUGUCACAAAUCAACAAUUUGAUACAUCGUCACAAAUAAUAUUUGAAUCAGCAAACGUCAUUCGACACAAAGAAGAUUUUAUCACAUUAACUUCUAAAAUAAUACAAGAUGUCCCACUAGUAGCCCAAUAUCCAGAACUUCUGCAACGCAUCCCCAAUUCCAUAUCACUCAUUCUUGAGGGAUUCCUUGAAAAAUUGGUGGUAUGGGAUGCGGUUUAUUUCAGCAAAAUUUUUACAGAAGGGGCGACUUAUGAACAUGAAUGGGUUUUCAGUCCACUUUGGGGUAGACUUGUGAAAUCGGCUCCAUUUUUCAGUAUCCAAGAUCCUGAAUUGCACAAGCUAGUCUAUGAGAAUUUUUAUGGAAAGCUAAUUAUUGCAGUAGGCUUAACAAACUUGUUGCAUUAUUUGUCAGUAUUAGUGUUGUACAAAUGGACCGCGAUUGUAUUUGAUCACAAUAGUAAACCAUCAAGAUGGUUUUCAAUCAGUGAACUGAAUGAGUUGGCUUUAAAAUCGGCACUCGUUUAUAUUCUCAAUCCAGCAGGAGUUUUCUUGACUGCGCCAUAUUCUGAAUCAUUUGCUACAUUUUUGGCGUUUGUUGGAUUAUAUCUUAGAGAAUUAUCAUUAGUUGAAAAAGACGAUACGAAUUUGAGAGCCCCAAAAGCCUUGUAUGGGAUGAUAUAUUUGGGGUCUAGUAUUUUCAUUGCUGGAGGAAUCAUGAUUAGGUUGAAUAUUAUAUUGGUGGCAUUUGUUUACCUCUAUGACUUUUUGUAUUUCAUGAAGAAGUUGAAACUUUCCACCUUUGUUCCACUACUUGCUGGACUAGUGACUUUUUCCCUGUUUGUUUACAUCAAUAUGUUGCCAUAUGAGGAGUUUUGUCCAGAAAGAGUGAUCUGGUGCACCUCACGUUUACCUUCUUUGUAUUCGUUUGCCCAAGGUCGCUAUUGGAAUAUAGGAUUUCUUAACUAUUGGACUCCUAAUAAUAUUCCUAAUUUCUUAUUUGCCUUGCCGACAAUUUUGACUUUGCUUGUAUCAAUAAACUAUUUCCGAGGGGAGUACGUUCCACAUUUGAGGCCAUUACUUCUUAUGACAGGGUUGUUUUUAUUUUUGGGGAUUACUAGCUGGCAUGUUCAAAUUUUGACGAGAGUUAGCGGAUUCAUUCCACUUAGUUCGUGGUAUUUGGCCUGUAAAUUAAUUGAGAGUAACAACUCUGCUGGUCUCCGGGGGAAAUUUUACAAAGCGGGGGCUUCGCUGGGUGUUCCUAUUGAGAAAGUAAUAAUUACCUGGAACUUCCUCUGGAUUGUGGUUCAAACCGCAUUAUUUGCAGGAUUUUUACCUCCUGCUUGA
Molecule: messenger RNA, 1416 nt
Organism: Saccharomycopsis crataegensis
Lineage: Eukaryota; Fungi; Ascomycota; Saccharomycetes; Ascoideales; Saccharomycopsidaceae
Gene: GPI18
Product: GPI-anchor transamidase GPI18
Exons: 1
Coding region: 1-1416 (471 amino acids)
Biological process (GO): GPI anchor biosynthetic process
Cellular component (GO): endoplasmic reticulum membrane; mannosyltransferase complex
Molecular function (GO): GPI mannosyltransferase activity; alpha-1,6-mannosyltransferase activity
Source: RefSeq, a predicted model, not a curated record